CUUUAUUUUGUAUCAUUCAAAGAGAGGGAACCACAUCGAGGACUGGGAGGAGGGCAGAAAUUGUUCGUGAAGUUUCUGAGGAAUGUGGUAGAGCUACUGCUGAAUACGUCAAGGUUAAACAGGCUUGUCAAGGCAAAAAAUGUCUCUCUAUAUAUAAAAGAAAGAUACAGGAAAUAUAUUCACAUACAUGGGCAAUCUUGCCACUCUGACUAAUAGUCGCUCCACAGUUACUUCACUUUUGACAAAAUGGACGUGUCAAACACAACGAGAAUUGUCAUCUUGGGAAAAACUGGAUCUGGAAAAAGCAGCCUGGCUAACACCAUAUUUGGAGAGAAACUGUUCAGGAUCGGCCACACUCUAAACUCUGAAACAAGAGAAUGUCGAGCAGAAACCAAAUCCGUCAAUGGAAGAAGCAUCACAUUGAUCGACACUCCUGGUUUCUUCGACACAGACAAAUCUGAGGAGGAGCUGAAGCCUGUGAUGGUGAAGUGCAUCACAGAGUGCGCUCCUGGGCCUCAUGCUUUUCUCAUUGUGCUCAAAGUGGAGAAAUUCACCAAGCAGGAGCAGGCUGUCAUCACAGAACUAAACCAAUGCUUUUCUGAAGAAGUCUUCAAAUAUGCAACAGUUGUCUUCACUCAUGGUGACCAGCUUGAUGAAGGACAGACAAUUGAGGAUUUUGUUCACCAGAAUAAGUUAACGAGUGAGCUGGUGAAUAAGUGCGGAGGCCGCUGCCACGUUGUUGAUAAUAAAUACUGGAAGAACAACCAGCAGGAUGAAUACAGGAACAACCAGUUCCAGGUGGAGCAGCUACUUAAAACAAUAGACAAGACAUUGGAAGCAAACGAAGGAAGAUACUACACCAACGAGAUGCUACAAACAGUGGAGAAAGAAAUACAACAAGAGGAAGCGCGCAUUAGACAGUCAUCAGGACACAUGUCAGAGAAAGAGAUCAGAGAGCAGGCUAAAGACAGAGUAUCUAAGGAUCUUUUGAUCAAACUGGCAGGUAUUACGACAGGUGCAUUGUCGGGAGCUCUUUGUGGUGUAGGAUUGAUGGUUGUAAAAGUUGUCACAGUUUUAAAGAAAUCUCUGUCAGAGCCAGGACAAGCCUCAACCAAAAUAGCAGCAGUACAGCAGUAGGAGGGGCAAUAGGAGGAACAGCAGCAGCAUUAGGAUUAACAGCAGCAG
Sebastes umbrosus (honeycomb rockfish) is the source of this 1185-nucleotide messenger RNA. Its product is annotated as GTPase IMAP family member 7-like. Bases 247 to 1137 code for a protein of 296 amino acids. Gene Ontology annotation, molecular function: GTP binding. NCBI's taxonomy places the organism in Eukaryota, Metazoa, Chordata, Actinopteri, Perciformes, Sebastidae. The transcript has 3 exons. The record is from RefSeq and is a predicted model, not a curated record.